Messenger RNA from Microdochium trichocladiopsis, 1292 nucleotides. Its product is annotated as autophagy-related protein. The transcript has 2 exons. Bases 234 to 1013 code for a protein of 259 amino acids. NCBI's taxonomy places the organism in Eukaryota, Fungi, Ascomycota, Sordariomycetes, Xylariales, Microdochiaceae. Gene Ontology annotation, cellular component: phagophore assembly site. Gene Ontology annotation, biological process: autophagy; autophagosome assembly. The record is from RefSeq and is a predicted model, not a curated record.
GGCCCGCCCCACUUGCACUUCCACAGCGCUAGAAUCCCCUGCAAGCAGCCUCAACAGCUCCAGCAAGCAGCCUUGUCGUGCGGGCAUGGAGGGGCCGCUACCGGCGGCGCUGCCUGCGACGUCAACUGACCCCAAACCAUGGAUGGCGUCAGUGGCCAUUGUUCUCGUCCACCUCUCGCAACAACAUGUAGAGACAGACACACACCCACGACCCCACGCACCCUCAAGCAGCCAUGGAGCAGCAGGCGCCGCAGGAGUUCAUCCUCGAGGCCUUCGCAGACCCUUCUUCCGUCCGUGAUGUCGUCAGAGGCAUUCUUCACACAAUCUUCUUCCACCGCUUCUUCCCCUCGCUCAGCCCAAACGCGCGCGAGGUCCUCGACCUCUCGCUGCCCUAUGUCGAAGAUGCAGAGCUCGACACAAUGAUCGAGAAGCGCGCCGGCGAGCUCUCGCGCGACCUCGACGCAACCCGCACAACCCACCCUUCCUCCACAACCCCGACGUCCUCGUCCUCGCGGCCCGGCAGCAGCAGCAACAGCGAUCGCAACCACCACUACCGCACCCAGACACACCCCGCAGCCAUCGUGCCCUCGUCCUCCUCCUCCUUUUCAUCAGCAAAUCCUGCCGCCGCCGCCGCUGGCAUAACUGGGACAUCAGGAAACGCCCCCGGAUCGACCCCGACCGGCGGCGGGCGCGGCACCAUGAGCGUCUCCUUCUUCGAGAAGAAGCGCCGGAAAGCGUGGUACAUGCGGGCCGCGGGUGACGAGGAGGUCUGCUGGGAGCGCUGGACGAUCAAGGUGACGGUCGCCGAGCCGCGCACCGACGGCGAGCGCGCAAAGGUCCGCAAGGCAAUGGAGCACACCCUCCUCACAGCCGUCAUGAAGAUUGUGACCUGCGUCAACACGCACAGGGACCACAUCCCCCCCAUCACCACGUCCGAGGCCAACCCGUUCCCCUAUCAGAUCACAGUGAACCAGAAGGAUGCUGGCUGGGCGACCAGGAUGGGUAUAUACUGAGCCCAUCCCGCACAAACUGGCGUACGUGCCUUGUCGUACAUGGAUUAUUAUUUUUCAGCGAUGGGUCAGUGAUUUGUGCGUAGUUCAGUGGCGUUGGCGUUGUGCUAUUGGCGUUUUAUCAUAUUUUUCCCCCAUACUUUUCAUAGACGAGCUAUCAGAUCCCCAUAAAGCCAGACGAGGCGCAUAUUUUUCUCGAAAUGACACCCAAUCAACCAGCUCAAAAUAAGAACAAUAUGAAUAGCAACCGUGAAAUGCAGCAUAAAAUGCAGUUGGAAUUGG